Molecule: messenger RNA, 977 nt
Organism: Exophiala viscosa
Lineage: Eukaryota; Fungi; Ascomycota; Eurotiomycetes; Chaetothyriales; Herpotrichiellaceae
Product: nitrogen fixation protein NifU and like protein
Exons: 3
Coding region: 143-757 (204 amino acids)
Biological process (GO): iron-sulfur cluster assembly; intracellular iron ion homeostasis
Cellular component (GO): cytoplasm; mitochondrial matrix
Molecular function (GO): 2 iron, 2 sulfur cluster binding; ferrous iron binding
Source: RefSeq, a predicted model, not a curated record
CGUCAAUCCAUUUAUUUCCAGCACCCUCGUCAACGAUCCUUCUCCCAUACAUUAUCUCAAUCACCUACACCACGAUAACACUCGUCGAACAAAUUACGAUACUCGAUACAAACAUUCCGCGACAGACCAAAGUCUCUACACGAUGUCCCGAAGAGCUCUCUUGAGCAUUCCUCGCGCAAUCAGCGCCUCGGUCCACACCUCCGUCCGACCAUCUCUCGCCUCCCACACCGCACCUCUUCUCAGACCUGCCGCCAUCCAACCAUCCCAGAGACGGUCAUAUCACGAGAAAGUGCUAGAUCACUACUCGAACCCACGAAAUGUCGGAUCCAUGGACAAGAACGCAGGCGAUGUUGGUACAGGCCUCGUCGGUGCCCCAGCUUGCGGUGAUGUGAUGAAACUGCAAAUCAAAGUCGACCCAAACACCCAAAAAAUCGCAGACGUCAAGUUCAAGACCUUCGGCUGCGGAUCGGCCAUCGCUUCAUCGUCCUAUUUGACCGAACUCGUCCGGGGCAUGACACUUGAGCAAGCGGGCAAGAUCAGAAAUACCGAGAUUGCAAAGGAGUUAUGCUUGCCACCAGUCAAGCUGCAUUGCUCGAUGUUGGCCGAGGAUGCUAUCAAGUCUGCCAUUAGCAACUACUAUACGAAGAACCCCAAGGCCAAGCAGACCGACUUGGGCAGUUCGUCAGCGGGUAUGCCAAAGAUUGAGAUUGAGAGGGUCACUACGACUACGGAUACCGGAGCAAGUGCCAUGGCAUAAAUUGUAACUUCUCGCAUCGCAGUUGAUGGGUUGCGCAUUUUCUUUCUUUUGGGUGGUGACGAUUGUGUGUCAGUAUAGCAUUCAAUGAAAUGAAAUAGUCUUUCAACGACUGAAGCUGGGUUUGAUGGUGCUCUUGGUCAGCAGUCUGUACUUCCAAUUAAAUACCCAUAUCACUCCCCAUUGCCUUCAUUUGUCCGUAUGAAACCAACGGACAUGUCGC